Molecule: messenger RNA, 5790 nt
Organism: Nymphalis io (European peacock)
Lineage: Eukaryota; Metazoa; Arthropoda; Insecta; Lepidoptera; Nymphalidae
Gene: dnc
Product: cAMP-specific 3',5'-cyclic phosphodiesterase
Exons: 12
Coding region: 650-3289 (879 amino acids)
Biological process (GO): signal transduction
Cellular component (GO): perinuclear region of cytoplasm; nucleus; cytosol
Molecular function (GO): 3',5'-cyclic-AMP phosphodiesterase activity
Source: RefSeq, a predicted model, not a curated record
UCGUUACAAUUUUUAUUUGAAGAAAAUGUGACAAAUAUACUUGUGAACAGUGGCGACAUCUAAAUAAUUCACGACACAUUCGUUUAAACUUUGACUCGAACCCUUGGAAUAAUGUUACCAAUCGCUGAAUUGGAAGAGGGCGCCACUGCGCUACUUGCGGCCAAUGCAAACCGACAUCGAAGAACCCGUGACCGCGUGGUUACGGCUGAAAUCCGCGCGAUACGCCGUAGGCGGGGCUGGACUGUAGUUGGGUCUGAAACUAGUAGAGUGCAUAGUGGUGGCGGGCGAUAAGCGCAGACCGGGCAAAGCGCGACGACCGGCGGCGGCGGUAGCGGCAGUUACAGUCGGUAGGCAAGCGCGGCCACACGCGCACCGCGGCCCGAAGCCGCCCGCCGCCGCUUCCGCGCUCGCUUCAGCCCCUCUCUCACUCUCAGGUGUCCUUUGAUUGUGCGUGAGGUGUUCUCAAAAAGUGAUAAAGACUGUUCCCAGUGUUCCUUACUAUAUAUUAUUAUCUACAUAAAAUUAAGUUUAAAUUUGUAAUACAUUCAAUAAAUAUAUAAAAAAGCAAAAUUGUUUAUUAAAGUGUUGUGUGUGUUUUCAUUAUCAAAUCAGUUUCAUCCUUAUAUGAUAUAGUUCGUUAUAUUUCAAAAUGGAGGAGGAAGACGAUGAAAGAAAGGGCCGCAGACCCAAGCUUGCAGCUUUUAGUUCUUUAAACGCUCGCAUUGUCCAUUCUUCUCUUGAGGAAGGUUUCGUUCGGCAGCCAGUGUCAUCCGAGUCGAAUGACAUUAAUACAAUGUCUAGUAUCUCAACAGCACAAUUUAGCGAUAGAAGUUUUGUGUCUAAAGCGAGUACAUUUUCGCGAAGCGGCACUUCGAGCUCUAGUCAAGAAGAAUGUGAGGUGGCUCAAACAACGGUUACGAGUGGCCAAUAUUUGGCUGCUGCUCGGGUCGAAACAGCUCGAUCGAUGGAAAGCCUUCGGCCCAGCAAGGACACUUCGCCGGCGCGCCCUGCGAGCUCAUGUACGUCUGUUCGCGUUCAUCGAAGUUCAUUUUUAACAGCAAGCGAACGUGAUGUGAGAGAGACGCGUGGCGCGCCAGCACGGAGAGCUUUGUCGGGUGAGGAUAUGGGUAACUCAGCUGAAAAACGAAGAGGUCUAUUUGCAAGCACAGAACGAAGGGCAUUACAACAACUAAGCUUACCGCCUCCAGACCGCCGUUUAACAAUUUUAAGUCCACAUAGUCCAAUGGCAUCAGCUGAGUUACAAUGGCCUAUUCCAUCCGGUAUUCGCGGGAGACGAAAGAAAGGAAUGGUCCUCCCGAAAUUAAUUCUACCCCGCAGUGACUCUGAUGGCUCGGAUGUAUUUUUUGAAAGCUUCGAUGUGGAGAAUGGCGGGGGCGCCGGCGGUGUUGCAGGGGGCGCACGCUCCCCACUCGAGGGCGGCUCGCCCUCGGCUGCGCUGGUUCUCCAAUCCAUGCCCCAGCGCCGCGAGUCCUUCCUCUACCGAUCUGACUCCGACUUCGAAAUGUCGCCCAAGUCGAUGUCGCGAAACAGCUCUAUUGCCAGCGAGAGAUUCAAGGAGGUCGAGGCGGCACAGCUGGACAGAGCUCAUGGAGAAGACUUGAUCGUAACACCCUUCGCGCAGGUCCUGGCUAGUCUGCGCAGCGUCCGCAACAAUUUCCUAUGCCUCACCAACGUACCGGUUGCAAAAUCGCGAAGAUCAUCAGGGGCCGCUACCGCAGUCACACCGCAACCGAAAAACUUCAAUCCAGGGGAUGAAGCUUAUAUGAAGCUAGCACUCGAGACCGUUGAGGAGCUGGAUUGGUGUCUGGAUCAGCUCGAGACCAUACAAACACACCGCUCUGUCUCUGAUAUGGCUUCGCUCAAGUUCAAACGGAUGCUGAACAAGGAGCUGAGCCAUUUCUCAGAGUCAAGCAAAUCCGGAAACCAGAUCUCGGAAUACAUCUGUUCUACUUUCUUGGAUAAACAACAAGAGCUUGAUUUACCAUCGCUACAAGUCGAUGAAACCACUGAAAGGACAAAGAAAAAAGAAAAACCACGUCAUGCCGGACCAGGGGCUACUAUGUCCCAAGUAAGUAUAAUUUCUGGCGUGAAAAGGGCUCUUACACAUACGAACAGCUUCACAGGAGAACGUGUCCCAAGAUAUGGAGUUGAAACACCCCAUGAAGAAGAGUUAGGCCGCUGUUUGGGCGAACUAGAUCGCUGGGGAGUUGAUAUUUUCCGCAUUGGAGAUUUAUCAUGUGGGCGCCCUCUCACAGCUGUCGCUUAUGCCGCCUUUACAUCUCGGGAAUUAUUAUCCACGCUACAAAUCCCUGCACGCACUUUUCUUGCCUUUGCUGUUACUCUAGAAGAACAUUACGUACGUGACAAUCCGUUCCACAACUCGUUGCACGCUGCAGACGUAACACAAUCGACAAAUGUACUUCUGAAUACACCCGCUCUCGAUGCGGUGUUUACGCCCCUAGAAGUAUGCGCUGCUUUGUUUGCUGCCUGCGUUCAUGAUGUUGAUCAUCCGGGGCUUACGAACCAGUUUCUCGUAAACUCUAGUUCUGAAUUGGCACUUAUGUAUAAUGAUGAGUCUGUUCUUGAAAAUCACCAUCUUGCCGUUGCGUUUAAAUUACUACAAAAUGACGGAUGCGAUAUAUUCGUAAAUCUUCAUAAGAAGCAGAGGCAAACAUUACGAAAAAUGGUCAUUGAUAUGGUGCUUUCAACUGACAUGUCAAAACAUAUGAGUCUACUAGCAGAUCUUAAAACUAUGGUAGAAACAAAGAAAGUCGCUGGAAGUGGAGUAUUAUUACUUGACAACUAUACAGACCGAAUACAAGUUUUGGAGAAUCUCGUACACUGUGCCGAUCUGAGCAAUCCCACAAAACCAUUACCGUUGUAUAAACGAUGGGUAGCAUUACUUAUGGAAGAAUUCUUUCAACAAGGUGAUCGAGAGCGGGAACAUGGCAUGGAUAUUAGUCCUAUGUGCGACAGACAUAAUGCGACGAUUGAAAAAUCUCAAGUUGGUUUUAUCGACUACAUCGUACAUCCACUGUGGGAGACUUGGGCAGAUCUUGUGCAUCCAGAUGCUCAAGAUAUUUUAGAUACCCUAGAAGAGAAUCGCGAUUAUUACCAAAGCAUGAUACCUCCUUCGCCGCCACCUGCGCCAGUACAGACACAUUCAGGAGCCGAAGAUGAACGCCCCGAACAAAUACGUUUUCAAGUAACACUCGAAGAGGGUGAAGGUUCCGAAGAAUGCGAAGGAGAGGGUGAUGGUGGGAUGUGACGGAAACUAGUGGGAAUCUGUAAGAAACUCUCUGAAAGGAUGCAGGUUUGGUGGAAGCUCUGGCAGUAGAGGGUGGACGCAGAAGACGAACGCCCAGAUGUGGUUUCUUGUUGAUAGUAAUACUUGCCAGUGGCGUAGCUGUCGUUGGACAAUCUGUUCAUUAGGACCCCGAAGUUCAGGUAGACUACCCCAGAGGCUUACUCCUAAAGGGAAGAAGCACGCAUAUUUUUGAAUUUCGGGGUCCACUUGUACUUUAAAAUCGUCUAGCUAUGCCACUGAAUACUUGUUGACGCUUACUCUCGAAAUGUAACGAUUACCCAUACAUCGUGACAUUUCAAAAAAUAUUUAUAUUAUGUGAUCACUUUGCAUUGUUGUUUAGAGUUACCUAACGACUAAAUUGUCCCUCCACUGAUUGUACAGUCAAGUUUCGUCUAUCACUUUUGUUUCGUUAACCAAAGAAAAAAGAUCAUUACGUUCGUUCGAGUCCCAUGAGUAGUUUGUCUUCGAUUCGUAAAGUCGUAUAAGUAGAUUUUAGAUGCCGACUUCGUGUAUCGAUUCGGCUAAGUAAGGACAUUGAAAACGCUUAUUAAUUGGUAUGAAAGGGUAAUUUAUAUUGUCAUAUCAUCCACGUUUCUCAUAUUUAAUACGGGUUUGCGAUAAUGAUGUUAUUCACGAAAAUAUAUUAACAUAAUAGGUAUUCCUAAAUGUAAAACUAUUUUAAGGUAAAUUUUUAAAAUGCCUUUCAGACUUCUUGUUUGUCUUUUUCUGAGUACCUACCGGUUGAAUAUUCGGUCGGCCUCUUACUGUAAGACGCAAACCAAAUUCAUCCUGAUAAAUAGCUUUACUUGAUUUGUUAACCUAGUAGCACCUCAUUUCGUAAAAAGGAUCGCUGGCGAUCCUCUUUUUUUCUCUUUAGAGUAAUGUAUUAUUUUUAUAAAUUACAAACUUUAUUCUAGUUUGUUAACCCAAAAACUUAAGUCGUGAAUCCCUUAGAACAUAAUGUUUGUAUAUUCAACUAACGGCUUGAAGUCUUGAAGCGUUUCAUUAUUAUUAUAAGUAUUAACAAAGGCGUGUUUUGCUAAUAAAUUUUUUCUUGAGAGUUUAAAUGUUUGCUGAAAUAAAUAUUAAGUGCAAAGUAAAAUAGAGCACGGGCCGGGUCUUGCAAUAGCAACAUAAAUAAGUUAUCAUUGAAAAUUGCGCACAACAUUCACCACACGUGGCAAAGAACUCAUUUCAAUAUGUAAUAUUUUUUAGGUGUUGAACAACAUCGCUAAUCUGAUCUAUUACUGUGAAUAUAUCUCUCAUACAUAUUAUUGUUAACUGGCAACUAUUGUACCUAGUUUGUAAUAGGUAUAUUAUAAAAAAGAUGCAAUAUGACUUGUAUGUAUGCAUUUUUUUAUAUUCAUCGAUGUUAUUUUUAAUUAUAAAUAUUUGUGAGCUGGUCUCUUUACUUUCAUGUACUCAAAAGAUAUUUGUUUGAUUGAUUGAUAAAUUUCAUUUUUUUUGCUUUUAUGCUUGAGACAUAGUACAUAUAAUAAAAAGUAUUAUUUACAAGUAUUUUUAAUGUCAUUAGCUCCAUCAUUCAUCUGUGUCAAGAAUGAAGGUCCAAUGUACAUUAUUUUCGUAGAUAAAUUAAGAUUUUAUCCGGCGAGAAUACGUAAGAAUGCUGUCGCCAUGUUUAUGAAAUGUCUGAUUUUAAAAGCAUAGCAUUAGAGGAUGUCGUACAAAGACAAAAAAAAAUAAAAAAAACGCUUAACUACAAUUGUGUGUAAUAGAAACAUUACGCUUAGAAACAUUUGUGUUAUAAUAUAUACAUAAUAUGUAUGUAAAUUAUCUUGAAUAAUGUUUGUACUAUUAGAUCUGUGUGAUGUCGCGCGAUAUAUCUACGUGCGCACCUAAUCUUUUCUAGUUCUUAUGUGAACGAAAUCUAUAGCCCGUCUUGGCAAAAAAUACCGAUAAUAACUCUUUAAACCUAAUAAAAUGUGUAACUAGUUAUUAAUAUGCUCGUUGUUAAUCUUAAUUUCAAUAUAAAUUGGUGUACCUAUAUUAAUAAUUGAAUGGGUGCGGUUAAAAAUAAACCCAUAAUGUACCUACAUACACAGAUGGCGAGUAUUCGCUAAUGUUUUAAUCACAUAAUAACUACCUUUAAGUCAUCUAUCACAGUUAGCUAACUACCAAAGAACAAUGAUUUCCUAAUUUCAUUAUAUUAUGUAUAUGUGCAUCUGGCAUGUCACUUUUUCGAAUUACUUGUUUAGAAUUAACUGAUAAGUAUUUCGCAGUUCGGUUUCAGUGUUAUAUAUGUUUGUCGGUAUGGAGUACUAACACUAAGAUUGAAUAAAAACCUAGUUAAAUUAUAAAUACCGAGUUAAAAGUGUGCAAUGCUGGUCAUUUGCAUUACUUAUUAUUUAUGUUUAAAGUAAAAUAGCUUGUAAUAGUUUAAAUGAAUAUUUGAGUUGAUUAAAAAUAUUAAUGUAUUUAGAAUAAAAAAUAAUUGAAGUAAA